This is a messenger RNA of Syngnathoides biaculeatus (alligator pipefish), 2237 nucleotides long. RefSeq names its product cilia- and flagella-associated protein 45-like. The coding region runs from base 160 to 1173 and encodes 337 amino acids. The transcript has 2 exons. NCBI's taxonomy places the organism in Eukaryota, Metazoa, Chordata, Actinopteri, Syngnathiformes, Syngnathidae. The record is from RefSeq and is a predicted model, not a curated record.
CAAGAACCAGUUUGUGGACAAGUAUGAUUUUGAUGCUGACAAAUGACUGCAAGCCUAUAAACAAUUGCUGUCAAAAUGGCAGUUGCAUCAAACCUGGACAGCAUUCCGACACCACAAGAAGACCAAAGAACCUAUUAAAGGAGACAAAGUCGGUACAGCAUGAUGGACCCGUUUUCUCAGGUUGAUCGAGGUCUAUUUGGGAUGGAAUCCAACCACAGGGUUCCUUUGAUUCGAAUGCAUCCAAAAAAGACAAUCGUAAUCUGCAACCAAGGCUUCAUAUACAAUGUGAGAGUCCCACGUGAUGAGCUCCAUGUAAAAAAAAUCUGUCUUUCACAUGCCGAACAUGACCGGAUCCUUGCAAAAGCCAAGGGCCCGAGUUUUCUUGACAAGGAGUUGGAGGUCUUGAGGAAAGCUGCAAUAAAAAAGAAAGAGGACAUAAAAGCUGCUGAAGAAAGAAAGCGUCAGAUAAUUGAGAAGGACCUAUUCGCUAUCAAGAAUGAGGAGGAGAGUGAGUUGCAGUCCAGAAGGCUGGCCUAUGACCGCUAUCAGCAAAUGAGGGAAAAAGCUGUGAUAGAAAAGGACAAUCAAAUCAAAAAGCUUGACAGGUGGAUUAAGAAUAGUAAAAUCCAGACCGAGCGUGACAAGCAGCUCGUGUGGAAAAAGCGGUGUGAAGCUAUUGAGAUUUCUAGAGAAAAGGCUGAGUUUGACCGGGUCCUGAAGUGCACGCAGGAGGCGAUACGCAAAGAUGAGGAGAAGGAAAAGAAGCGUUUGAGGGAUGCUUAUGCACAUUUAGAGAGCAUCAAGGAGCAGGUGAAGGAACGUGAGAAGGUGGCCCUCUCCAGGCGCAAAGAGAGGCUCUGUGAGGUCAGCAAUGUGAGGGAGAAGAUAGAGCAAAAGAGUCGCUGGCUGGAGGAAUUUAAAGAGGAGAGACUUAAAGAACUAAAGGCUUGCGGGAUCCCAGAAAAAUACUGCAGGUAUGUACGGCGAAAGACCAAAGAAGACGAAGCUAACCCCAAUCAAUACCACUACCGUGCACAUGAUACAUUAGAUCAAUUACCCAGAUGGAUAAACCGCUCUCAUAAAAAGCACAUGGAGCAGGACGAUUCACUAAAUCCUUUCCCAGCAUUACCACCAAUCUCCAUAAAGGAUGGACCUGAAGGAGAGGCAAACUGAGAGUCCCUUUGCCCCAAUAUUUGUUUACAGACCUCACUCUGACACCCACUUUGCCUUGACACUCUUCCACCAUCUUUCUCCAUAACCAAAGAGAAGUGACACAGAUUGGUGAAGGAAGUAGAAAAAAAAAAGCAAAGACAAGAAGCAGUUUGACGAUUGCCAAUUAAGAAUGUGCAACCUCCUUAGAUUAGAUCACAGAAUCGUGUGAUUUUGCUAAGAAAAAUGAAAUGUAUAGACGAGGGAAUCGUUAUGUGUGUGGAAUCAUAUUCAUCUUUUGACAAUAAUAUUGAACAGGAAGUCAAAACCACAGCACUUGUUACACUUACAGAGCCUGACAAGAUCGGUUUUAAGAGUAUCAACAAUUCUUUCUUUAUGAAGGUAAUAUUGUUUGAAACUGUCGGUGGUAUGAAUUGAACAACUUCUGUUAUUGUGGUUGAAGUGUGAAACUGUACUGCAACAUCCAAAGAGGUGACCCGUUACUUUGGGUGACCUUGUUACUACUACCUCUACCAGUGGAGGAGGUUGUGUUUUUGUUUGUGUUCGUAUGUAUACAUGUACUGUACCAGCAUUAUUGCAAAUAUUUUACAAUGAAUGGAAAUGUAUUGCAAUUUCGAAGAGACAAGUCAUAUCCAAAACAAAGCUGAUACUGUGGUUUGUCAUAAUUCACUACUUUUGUUUAUGCACUGUACUGUAUGUAGCAUGGAUGAAUGUUUUCUUUUGUUAUGGCUAUCUUUCUAUUGAGUUGAAUUUUUUUAAUCCCUCAAAUGUUUGUGUUACUUUGUGUAAAUAAGAGCUGACAAAUAUUCAAGCCUUUUUCAAGGUCUGUACUCAGUGGCGCUACAAUUAAGGCCGCACCCAUUGUAGAUAUACAGUAAUCGUGUGACCAACGAAUGUAUACUGGGAACAACAAGAAAGGAAAACAAACAACAGAUCAUGUAAAACAGGGCCCAGAUAUUUGUGAUAUUUUUCUUAUCAACAUUAAAUAUUUACUUGCCACCAUGUAAUAUUGUUAAUAAGGCAGAGAGGCAGCGAGCUUGCAGCUAGCAAGACACAUCACAUUAGAA